This is a messenger RNA of Lucilia cuprina (Australian sheep blowfly), 1352 nucleotides long. RefSeq lists its product as uncharacterized. The transcript is spliced from 4 exons. The record is from RefSeq and is a predicted model, not a curated record. The coding region runs from base 79 to 1050 and encodes 323 amino acids. NCBI's taxonomy places the organism in Eukaryota, Metazoa, Arthropoda, Insecta, Diptera, Calliphoridae.
AAUAAUAAAAUCCAUCUUUAUAAACGGACACAUUGUUAUCCGUUAAAUAUAAAAAACAUUAAAUAAAAAUAAAAAAUAAUGUCGUAUCUAUUUAAUAAAUACUCAAACUCGUAUUCUUAUAAUUUUAUUGCCAUUAUCACUUUUACAAUAUUCGUACAAAUUCUUACUAAAUCAUUGGCAUCCAAGGCGGAAUUUAAUGAAACCUCAAAUACGGUUAAUCAAAAAUCACGUCCUUCGUCCGGUCGUUCCUUGCUAACGCACACCGAUGAAUAUGUGGCACGUAAUCAAAAACGUUGCGUUGAAUAUCGCAGUCUGGUGUCGUGUAUUAAAUAUAAAGCAUCAAAAAUUGUUUGGAAAUUGGCUACGAAUGGUAUGGGUUACUUUCCAAAUGAGUAUGGACGUGAAUUACGUGAUGAUAAGCGGCGAAUACGUUUUAUACAAUUGGAACAGCCGGCCGAUGAAAUUGUUGUUUUUAAUGAUGCACGCAGUUUAGAAGGUGAUAAUGAAAUAACACAUAUUGUGAAAUUUCUAAAACGUGCAGCUGAAACCUUUGGACAAAAUCAUGGUAUACAAUUGAUGUUGACAAGUGAUAGUGGAGCACGUAUUUCCGCCGGAGAAAUGGAAUCACGUGGUUUACACGAGAAAAGAAAACGCAAAUGGUUGAUUAUAUUACCUCUAAUAAUACUGAUGAAAAUUGCCCAUUUAAAAAUGACUGUUGUGACUUUACUACUGGGAGUGUUGGGCCUAAAUGUUCUACUAGUGGGUGGUGUAGGCUGGCUGAUACAUUAUUUGAAGUUUAAAACUUUGUGUAAAAUACAUCCACAAUUAGUGCAACAUCAUUCACAUGUUUACGAUUCUGAUCCGGCUGAUUUCCUUUCCAUGGAUGAUAAUGCACAUAUUCAGAUUAUUCCCAGUUCGUUGGCAGCAGCUUUCCUGGCUCCUAUUACAGCGCUGCUGGGAAUGGUCCUCAUGAGGUUGGCAGCAAUUACUAUUCAAAAGACUGGAGCACGAGCAAGGCUUACAAUGGCUACAACUACCUGGACACCAUAAGCAAACGCAUUAAAUAGCUAAAGACCACAAUGUUUCGUUGGUUCUAUCGUUUUGUCCGCCGUGGAUUUGUGCGCGUAUUUCGCAAGAUGGUUCCGAUUAUUGGUUAUAAUCAGGCAAAUAAUUUUGCUUUAAUGUUGGUUAGUUUCUUAAGUCAUUUGUUUUAGUAAGUACACAAAAAGUGCGUUAUUUAUUCUUAACCUAUUUAUGUGAAAAAAUUUGCUUAUUUAUUUAAUUAACUUUUAUUUAUUUCUUUUAUAAUAAAAAACAAGACGAAUUUACUGUACUUAUAAAUAUAAAUGUAA